Molecule: messenger RNA, 983 nt
Organism: Fundulus heteroclitus (mummichog)
Lineage: Eukaryota; Metazoa; Chordata; Actinopteri; Cyprinodontiformes; Fundulidae
Gene: setd9
Product: SET domain containing 9
Exons: 1
Coding region: 95-928 (277 amino acids)
Molecular function (GO): protein binding
Source: RefSeq, a predicted model, not a curated record
CAAUGUACUUUGCCGGGUGUGACGCCAUUCCCUCUUCCCUUCCGAGACAACCUGAACGCAGCGCAAUCUGCUUCCUGGUGUUGCGAGUCUCUGGAUGUUUACAGCGGCUCUCCGGAGGUUUCAGGAGAAGUGGCGAUCUUACAGACACCGCUUCGUGCCCUGGGUUGUUUUUAACCUGUCUAAGAAUGAGAAGACCCUGCGCCAGGUGACCGAUCGCACGGAGGAUAAAGUGAUCCAAGAUGAGCAGGUCGCACAGACCCUACUAAUGCUCUUCAGAGCCCUCCUCAGGAGCAGAGGGGGCUUGCUCCCUGGAGUCCACACGAACUUCUUGUCCCGGUUACCACGUGAUCAAGAUCAGAUCGAAAGAGAUGUCGUCUUUCAGUCUCUGGGGUUCUGUGUCGAGAGGAGGCCCAGUUCUUUACCCUUUGCUGGAACCGGUGUGUUUGUCACCAGGGGAUUUGUACCCGAAGGAGCCACAGUUGCCAUGUAUCCCGGUACAGUUUACCAGCCCUACGAGCCCAUCCUCCUUCAGUCCAUCAGAAACCCCUUUGUAUUCAGGUGCAUUGAUGGGGUCCUAGUUGAUGGGAAUGACAAAGGCAUCUCCAGAAUGGUGUUCCGGUCAUGCAGUGGUAGGGAUAGAAUGGGUCCCUAUCUGACAAGUGACACCAGCUGGCUGACAGACAGUCCACAGAAUCCACUGGCUGUGGGCCAGUAUGUCAACAACUGCUCCAAUGAAAGGCCUGCAAAUGUCUGCUACCAGGAGUACGACGUCCCAGACAGCUUUCCCAUCGAACUUCGCCAGUAUCUCCCAAAUGUCAACUACAGCCCGUGUACUCAGAGACCUCUACGAUGUGUUGUCCUUGUGUCGCUCAGAGACAUACGAGCAGGGGAGGAGCUUUUCUCCAACUACUACACCAUUGUGCGGUGAAAUACUUCAGCUUCCUUUCUGAAAAACAAAUAAAGAGUAAAAAAAGCAAAUCAAA